AUGACUGGCCCUAAACCUCUACUCAAGAUCGAGGGCGAUUGCUCUACUGUCCACAGCAACACUCUUUACUCCUAUUCGCCGACUGGCUUCCAAUCAAUACCUCUCAAGGAGAAUGGGGAAUGGAAGUUACUCCCGUCCCCAGAAUACAAGGUUACUGGCCCUGCUUGCGUCCAAGGUGGGAUCGGUGGGAAUGAGAAUGACGAAGAUAAAAAAGCAUUUUAUCUGGUCGGCGGGACCGGCUCCUCUGGAAACAGCGGUCUCCAACGAUUUUUGUUCAGUACACAGAAGUGGGAGACAUUGGAUUCAACGCCGAUGAAAGAUCGGGUUGGACAUGGUGCUGGGUACAUUCCCUCAACUUCGCAAAUAUUGGUUUACGCAGGAAACACAGAUGGCAGCACCCAGGUCUCUCAAUCGACACUCCUCAUUUCAACCGUAGCGCCCCCCUUUACCGUGUCGUCCGGGCUCGACCAGGGCGCGCCGGCAUUAUAUGAGCCCAUCAUUUUGCCCUGGAGUUCUUCCGAGGUAGCCUUGAUUGGAGGAUCUGCCACCAAUACUGCUAUCUUCAUCUACGAGUCCACAAACAAAAAAGGCUGGACCAUCUCAGAGGCGACUCUUCCUACUGCAAUCGAAACCUCAUCUCUAUGCGCACUCGCCUCCGACUCCGGGACUAAGGUCCUCGAGGAGUUUAAGAUGGCCGCUUCCCCAAAUAGUGUCACGAGCUACCUCAUUAGCUCGAAAGGAAAGGUGCAGAACCCGGUGACAGCCAUCGGAUCCUCUGGAAAGAGGGGUCUCACCGAUUCCUACAACGGCACAUUCGCCCCAACAGCAUCCUGGUCUGAUUAUACGCUUGCCCAGGGUAGUGGCUUGGUCGUUCUCGCCAGUGGUCAAAGUAACAACUCAUUGGCAAUCUUUAACCAAACUUCCAACGCAUGGGUCAACUCUACAGAGCUGUUCUAUGGAAAAGGAGAGCAACAUGUCCUCAAACCAACCACCACAUCAUUCACAUCAUCUACUUCGACAUCAACCUCAUCAUCCACAUCCACAUCGACUUCAGCCUCAACUACGCCCACUUCUUCAUCAGCUCCAGUUGCGACUGUAGGCGGCCUGACUGAUCAUGGCAAAAUGAUUCUUGGCGCAACUCUUGGGAGUAUCCUGGGGUUUGGCUUGAUCCUGCUCAUCAUCCUUUUCCUACUGCGACGCGAGAAACAGAAGAAGCAGGGAGGCCAACCUGGUCGCGGUGGCGACAAAAAAGACCGCCUAAGCUUCCAGGAUCAGGGCAUAGAACCCCUGACCGAAAGCGCUUACCCUAUGGCAAGAUCUCCUGUCCCAGUCGCCGGUGCUUCGGUCGACUCAUUGGCUAUCUUCUCCGGCAACUACAGAGGAGAGAAAUCUCUCAAGCCACCCGGUAAUACAGGCUAUGGAUUGUCUCCUCAGCCCAAGAGUAGCAGUCCGCUCUCUACAAUUCCAUCCAGCGGUGUCAUGGGCGCAUCAAGCAUAUCCACGGAUGACAACUAUCGGGCUGGCGAUGACACCGGGCAUGGAAACCAAGCCGCUGAUCGAAUGACCGACGAAGGGUGGGGAAAAUACUUCGAGGACGGCGGUGCCACUAACUUCCAAUCCGACCGCUCGACUAUGAGUUCCGUGUACACCAAGUCCGAUUACCGCGGAAGCGCCUGGCCGAUGUCUACCUUGACACCAUUGAAUUUUGGCUUCCUCGAGCAGCCUAAGCCACUUGGCCAUGUUCUCAGCGGCAGCCCGACUACCGAGCACAGUUCCCAUAACAUGGGAAGUCGAAGCCUAGUGAUUCCGGAGAGCCAAUCGGCACGAAUCUCCAGUGCAGAUUCAAUCAGUAUCGCCUCGGACGACGACCGCGAUGAUUCAAAGUGGCAAGGUGCGGGCCAGAGCAGCUGGCUUGGACGUCCCCCAAGCAGCAACUACACUACCAGCUUCUACCAGUCGAGCACGCAUGACAUGCCCUGGGAAUCAUCGAAUGCCAGCGUCGCGGACAGAGCAAGACAGUCCAACGCACGAAGAUCAAGCGUCAUCAUACCAGACGAUAUCGACGAACUUCCGAUACAAGGGAAGAAGAACAAUACCAAUUCAGAUAUGAGCUGGCUCAAUCUCAAGGCUGAUCGUUAA
Messenger RNA from Penicillium expansum, 2139 nucleotides. RefSeq lists its product as uncharacterized. Lineage: Eukaryota; Fungi; Ascomycota; Eurotiomycetes; Eurotiales; Aspergillaceae. The record is from RefSeq and is a predicted model, not a curated record. Bases 1 to 2139 code for a protein of 712 amino acids. Gene Ontology annotation, molecular function: protein binding. The transcript has a single exon.